CAAGGAAAUGUUGACUAAUUGUAAACUUCCCCAUUUUAUGUGUCAUAAGACAUUGUCUUUGUUUACAUUAAUAUUGUGUGAAAUUCAAUGAUUUUUGAUAUUUAGUCACGAAGGACAGUUGUCAAUAGUUAUAGAUUGACAGGAUGGCGAAACUUCCUUGUAUGUUUUUCUUUUUAUCGUUCGUUUAUGCUGACAUAUACAUGCACAAUCCCAGGGGGUCCAAUAAUAGAUUGGACGAGGCCAAAAGAGAAAGAAACAACGCCAAUAGAUUGUUUGAUUCACAAAACAACAAUCGUGGCGGUUAUAAUGUUGGUAGUUUGUAUUAUUAUGCAGGAUCAAUUUUAUCUGUGGAAUGGACCAAUCAGCACUCGUGUGCAGAUCAAAACAAUAACUGUGAGAUCAUUUUACAGUAUAUGUGUGGUGAUUUAGUCAGAGAUGGUACUACAACACGGACGAUUCCAGAAAAUCCAGUACAAUGUAAGAACUAUAACUGCAACAACGACAAAAAAUUUGGAAUGCAUGAGGAUUCUGAUUACUAUAAGAAAUGUCAUUAUCGUAUUCGAAACAGAGGAUUAUUCACUGCUGAUCAGAACUUAAGGAAAUUUUCUGCUCGAUCUACCCGACAAAACCCUGGAGGUACGAGACGUGGUUAUGAAUGCCCCGAAGAACGUGAUUACUAUCCGUAUUGGCAUCCAUCACCAUGGAAAGAUAUCGCUGUCCUUACAAACAAUGCUACAAGAUGUCCGUUUUAUGAGAGAGAAAGUGAAAAUGUCAAAGGCCGAUAUGAAUGCGAAUUACCACAUGGCUUUUUAAAUAGUCAUAGAAACAGGAGAAAGGGAAUACCAAAUAAUGAAGAAGACUGUCAUAAAAUAAAAUAUAGUUUCACCUCAGCUCAGUUUCCCAACGGUACAACUGUCAAUGGUACAUGGGUUCAACGACCAUCACAUAAUCUACCACCACCAGAGUGUCGUGAGAAUGAUUGGUCACGUGACAAUCACCUUGGUAACGGUAUCGAUGGAUUUCCCAAUACAUUCAACUGGACACUACCUGAUAUAAAUGAGAAACAUUGCGUGCUAAGGAUAAGGUACAACAUAUCCACUGGGGAUUUUGAGGGAUGGAACAGCAGUGUAAACGCGUCCUAUAAUUCACGACCUGUGACGAAACUUGACGUUGCUUCACGAUUUGGUUUGGAUGAAGAUGAAGCUAAGAGGAGAGGUUAUGUUUACAAACAAAAUCCGCAAGUUAAAAUAUUUGGAGAAGACGGCGGAGAUUUUAAACUUCGACUCGCUAUUAAUACCAACCAGUUUGGACGCGUCUUCCAAGAUAGGUCGCACACCUUUGGAAUUAGAACUCGACCGUCAAAUCUUGAAGGAAAAACUAUUCAUAAUCUUAACGUAAGAGGAAAACGCGGUAACAUUGUUCAGGUUUAUCCUGCUGUUGAGUACGACUUUGUUCCAAACAGAAAAACCAUUAAGAAUGGCGAUUAUCUUCAUUUUCAAUGGACAGGUUCAAAUACAAAUCCAAACAACAACGAUGGACAAGGAAAAGCAGGCACCGAUAGAAAUAAUGUUAUUUUACUACGUCCACCGCAAUAUCCUGAAACAACGCCAAAAUCAGGAACAUACGGUCAUUGGGGGAAUAAUUAUCCUCAGCAUUUAGAUGAAAGUGUAUUUCUUGGAUUUAGCAGAAAAGAUCUCCAACAUUUGAGCAUUCUUGAUAACGUACAAUACGGUGGAGAGAUGUCCGAAUUAGAUGACGCAGGUACUUACUUUGACUUGAGUCCUAGAAAAGUGACAAGAAAUGGCAUAUUUCAUUAUAUGUGCUCAAGAAAUAACAAUUUUUCAAACCGCGGACAAAAGGGCAAAAUUGUUGUUAGUGAUGCGGAAAUUGUUGGCAAGAAAAUCGGUUGGAAUGGAGGAAAUAUCACCAUUGGUGAAAGUAAUGCACAGGGUAUUUGGGUAAAACGAGGUACCUUUCAAAAACUUCAUGAUAUUUCCCUCGAGGAAUGGUCCAAAAACGAUGGUGAAGCUAGGGUUAAAGCGAUGGGUAUUUCUGUUGAUGUUGGUGACAGUUAUGCAAGUGAUUUCCUGGUCAUUCAUCCUCAGGAGAAAAUUACGUCUGAUGGCAAAAAAUUCUCAGUUACUCUCAAAGUCGACUCGAGCAUCUCGGGAACGGUAACUGUUUACAAAGCGAAUAAAAAUAAUCCAAGAUGGAGAAAAGUUGGCGCUCAUAUGAAAGAUGGAAUCGCGACAAUGCAAGUUGAUUCAGGUGGGAUAAUAAUGGCUCGUUCUGCUCCAAAUGUUGGUCUUAUUGUUGGUGUCGUCGUCGCCUGCGUCAUAGUUGUCGUCAUCAUUAUUGGUACGAUCGUAUACUGUCGUAAACACCCGCAAGCUUGGAUAAACACAAAACGUACAUUCACGAACUGUAACCGAUCUUUAAAACGUUCAGUAUAGCGAAGAAACAUUUGUAGCAUGACACGUAUCGCUAGUAGCAUCUCACCUGUUAAAUUUCUUCAUGACAUUCAUCUUUUUAUAAACAUAAUAUUUUCGUUGACAUCGAUGUCUUGGCAAAUUGUCGAAAUCAUUUUCAGCCAUCUGUAAUGAUUAUUAAUUUGAUAUAAAUAUAAGUGAAAUUGUGGACGACAUAAAAAGAUUUAACUUAUCUUCCAUUCAGCUCACAGUGUACCUAUCUCUCAAGAUAACUAAAUAUGUUUAUAUAUAAUACACACGAUCUAUCUUUGUAUGAACAUUCAUUUCCUUGAAUAAGUGGACUAAAAGACAGAAACGACGAUAAUACUUUUUCAUGUAAGAAUUGUAAAAAAUUUUUUCGUAUUAAACAUAUCUUUCUCAAUGCAAAUAAUACAUAAUAAAUUAUCAAUGUGAAAUAUA
Messenger RNA from Xenia sp. Carnegie-2017, 2888 nucleotides. RefSeq names its product protein DD3-3-like. The transcript has 15 exons. The coding region runs from base 144 to 2453 and encodes 769 amino acids. NCBI's taxonomy places the organism in Eukaryota, Metazoa, Cnidaria, Anthozoa, Malacalcyonacea, Xeniidae. The record is from RefSeq and is a predicted model, not a curated record.